CCUUCUCUUCCUCGUCCUCGCCGUCGUCCUCGCCCUUCUCCGCCGGAGCGCAUCCAUCCUCCGCUUCCCGACCCCGGCCCCGCGCAGGUGUGAGCCCUUUCAGUGGCUGUGGCAAUAAGGAUCAGGAAGGACGUACAUUUUCAGUCCACUGACACCAGUCCAUCGACCCUAUCUUGAGGCGGCAGACAUGAACGUGAAGAAGUAUCUGGUGAAAUGCCUUCACCGCCUGCAGAAGGGUCCGGGCUACACAUACAAGGAGCUGCUGGUCUGGUACUGCGACAACACGAACACCCACGGGCCCAAGCGCAUCAUCUGCGAAGGGCCCAAGAAGAAGGUCAUGUGGUUCGUGCUCACCCUGGUGUUCGCCUGCGUGGUCUUCUGGGAGUGGGGUCUCUUCAUCCAGACCUACCUCAGCUGGAAGGUCAGCGUGUCCCUCUCCAUCGGCUUCAAGACGAUGGACUUCCCGGCGGUCACCAUCUGCAAUUCCAGCCCUUUCCGGUACUCCAAAGUGAAGCAUCUGCUAAAAGACCUGGAUGAUUUAAUGGAGGUGGCGCUGCAGAGGAUCCUGACACCGGAGGCGGGUGCCGGCCUGGGCAGCUCCAACAACACUCAGAAUCUGAACCUCACCAUCUGGAACCACACUCCCCUGGUGGUGAUCGACGAGCGAGACCCCCAGAAACCCGUCAUCCUGGACAUCUUCGGCGACGGCCACAACAACUCCGAGUCCAUCCACCCAACCUCAAAUGAGACCUGCAAUGCCCAGAAGUGCAAAGUGGCCAUGAAACUGUGCAGAAACAACAGCAGCGAGUGUUCCUAUCGCAACUUCACCAGCGCCACCCAGGCAGUGACGGAGUGGUAUAUCCUUCACUCUACCAGCAUUCUCUCUCAGGUGCCCCUCCAGGAGAGGAUUGACAUGGGUUUCCAGGCAAACAAGAUGAUUCUGGCAUGCCUGUUUGGGGCAGAGCCCUGCAAUUUCAGGAAUUUCACUGCACUAUUUCACCCCGAUUAUGGCAACUGCUACAUCUUCAACUGGGGCAUGAAGGAGAAAGCCCUACCUUCCUCCAAUCCCGGGGCUGAAUUUGGCCUGAAGUUAAUCCUGGACAUCAGCCAAGAAGACUACAUCCCCUACCUGACGUCCACGGCCGGGGCCCGGCUCAUGCUGCACGAGCAGCGGAGCUUCCCCUUCCUCCGGGACGAGGGCAUCUACGCCAUGGCGGGCACGGAGACCUCCAUCGGGGUGCUAGUGGAUAAGCUGGAACGGAUAGGAGAACCCUACAGUCACUGCACUGUCAACGGAUCUGAUGUCCCUGUCCUGAAUCUCUACAGCGAAUAUAACACCUCCUACUCCAUACAGGCCUGUCUGCGCUCUUGCUUCCAGGACCAGAUGAUCCACAACUGCAGCUGUGGCCACUAUCUCUACCCCUUACCCAAAGGGAAAAGUUACUGCAAUAACCAAGACUAUCCCGACUGGGCUUAUUGCUACUCCGCCUUGAGGAUGAGCAUUCUCCAGCGAGAGACCUGUAUCGACCUGUGUAAGGAGUCAUGCAAUGAUACACAAUACAAGAUGACCAUCUCUAUGGCUGACUGGCCGUCCGAGUCCUCUGAGGAUUGGAUUUUCCACGUGUUAUCCCAUGAAAGGGACAAAACCCCCAACGUGACCAUGGGCAGGAAAGGGAUUGUCAAGCUGAAUAUUUUCUUCCAAGAAUUCAACUACCGGACGAUCGCAGAGUCUGCUGCUCAUAACAUCGUCUGGUUGCUAUCAAAUCUGGGAGGCCAGUUUGGAUUCUGGAUGGGGGGCUCGGUCCUGUGCAUCAUCGAGUUUGGAGAGAUCAUCAUCGACUUCAUCUGGAUCACCAUCAUCAAGCUGGUCGCCUGGGGCAAGGGGCUGAAGCAGAAGCGGGCACAGGCCCGCUACGCUGACCCGCCGCCCACGGUGGCCGAGCUGGUGGAGGCACACACCAACUUCGGCUUCCAGUUCGACGACGCCGGCACCGGCCCCUCUCCCGUCGGCUACCCCGUUGGGCCGAGCACGCCCAUCCCUGGCACCCCGCCCCCAAACUACGACUCCCUGCGCAUGCAGCCGCUGGACGUCAUCGAGUCGGACAGUGAGGCUGAAAACGCUUAAGUGCUCUGAGCUCCUGGGGAUGCUCCUAGAAUGUAGAAAGAAACCACCCAGAUAUCGUAGAAGAAACAACUCCAAGGCAGUCCAGCAGCUCCGCUGUCAGAUGUCUGCCCUUCUCGCUGCUGCAGGCAGCCAUUUUCCCAUUUAGUCAUUUAGGGCAGUCCUGAGGACUCUACUGCAAAUAAAAUGGGUUUUUGUUUUUGUUUUUUUUUUUUUUAAGAAGUGGGUUUAUUUAAUAAAAACCCGUUGACUUGGCAGGGGGGAAAUGUCCCCCUUCCUCAGUCUCUGGGAAUGCAGUUGCCAAGGGGGAGGAAGAGAACAAACUGCCCUCUCUGUAGCCGACUUCCACUCACACAGCACGGGGGCCUCUUAGAGGUCUAUCCGAACGCUGGAUAUCAGGGACCAACAGUUCUUCAAAUUCAUCUUCUGCCACUGAGUUGCUGUGGAAACCUGGACAAGUUACUUCACCUCCCCAGGUCUCUGGUUUGCCCUAUUUACCAACCUUCCAGGACUUCUAGGAGGGAAAAAAAAAAUCACUCCCAAGCUGGAAAAAGAGCCCUCUGUCCUGCUAGUGAGAUGUUCCCUGGCCCUUGCAAGAUGGGACUACUUACUUGCUCUUAGCCAGAGGCCCUGAGCGGCACAAGUAUUUCGCCUCAAGACAUCUCAAUUCCCUCCCUCCCAUUAAUUUCCCCUCUUGCCACAUGUCGACCGUUUUCAGCAUCGGCCCCGCCUCGACCGCUCCCAGUUGGGGCCUGGACUGAUGGGCCCAAAAUAUUAUUUAAUGGCUUGGGUAACAGUCCCCUGAUGUGACAAACCCUGGGCAGAUUCUCACUUCACCAAUACUAUGAUCCCACAGUCCUAUGCAAGAUCUUUUAGCCUUGUUCGGUGGCCCACUUAGCCAUAGAACAACGUAUGAAAUACAUCCUAUCACUGGUUAAGCCUGGCCUUAAUGUAGGAACAAAUCAAAUAUAGGUGAAAUUAUUUUUUCAUUCAAAAAUCAAAAAGGUCAUUAGGAUUUUUCCACUUCUAAAAUGAUCUCCAAGCCAUGCUGUCAGUGAUUAUUAAAUGCUACAGAGAGAGGUAAAACAACAAAGAGGUUAAAGUACAGAACUUCUGAAACAGAAAAAUGCUAAUUAGGAAUUUAGGUGGGGGUAAAAGGAAAUCAGGCUAUGGGCAAAUUGUCAUUUGAAUUAAAAGGAAAUUGACCUGC
Messenger RNA from Ornithorhynchus anatinus (platypus), 3332 nucleotides. It is a transcript of the gene SCNN1B, whose product is annotated as sodium channel epithelial 1 subunit beta. Gene Ontology annotation, biological process: sodium ion transmembrane transport. The transcript is spliced from 14 exons. Gene Ontology annotation, molecular function: ligand-gated sodium channel activity. The record is from RefSeq and is a predicted model, not a curated record. Gene Ontology annotation, cellular component: membrane. The coding region runs from base 188 to 2125 and encodes 645 amino acids. NCBI's taxonomy places the organism in Eukaryota, Metazoa, Chordata, Mammalia, Monotremata, Ornithorhynchidae.